This is a messenger RNA of Brassica napus (rape), 1786 nucleotides long. Its product is annotated as protein DETOXIFICATION 28-like. Gene Ontology annotation, molecular function: xenobiotic transmembrane transporter activity; antiporter activity. Gene Ontology annotation, biological process: xenobiotic detoxification by transmembrane export across the plasma membrane. NCBI's taxonomy places the organism in Eukaryota, Viridiplantae, Streptophyta, Magnoliopsida, Brassicales, Brassicaceae. Gene Ontology annotation, cellular component: membrane. The record is from RefSeq and is a predicted model, not a curated record. The transcript has 11 exons. The coding region runs from base 130 to 1605 and encodes 491 amino acids.
CGGAUAUAUAUGUAUUUUAUAUAUUUUUGGUUGAAUGGUGACAGGAUUGGUUGAAAUGAAUAAUGCACUUGAACAGUACGUCUCAUCAGUCUCUUCAUCCACACCCUCUAUCUCAAAUCAGAUCCGGCAAUGGAAGAGAGAGCCGACGAAGCACAAGGUCCUCUAGAGAAGGCGAUGGCUCCUCUGUUAGGGGAUGACAAUGUGGCGGAAGAGAAAGACAUAAAAACAAAGAGAAAGAUAUGGAUGGAGACGAAGAAGCUAUGGCGUAUUGUUGGACCAGCCAUAUUCACUAGGGUCUCCACCUAUUCGAUCUUCAUCAUCACUCAGGCCUUCGCCGGCCACCUCGGCGAGCUUGAGCUAGCCGCCAUAUCCAUCGUCAACAACGUCAUCGUUGGCUUCAACUAUGGCCUCCUCCUUGGAAUGGCCACGGCGUUGGAAACGUUGUGCGGUCAAGCGUAUGGAGCGAAGAAGUAUGACAAGUUGGGAGUGUAUUUGCAGCGAUCUUGGAUUGUUCUCUUCUUGUGCUCCAUCUUGCUACUCCCUGUGUACUUCUUCACGUCUCCGAUUCUUAAGUUCGUCGGCCAGCCUGAUGACAUCGCCGAGCUCUCUGGUACCGUAGCCGUUUGGGCCAUUCCUGCCCAUUUCUCAUUUGCAUUCUUUUUUCCUAUCAACAGAUUCCUCCAAUCCCAGCUCAAGAAUAUGGUGAUUGCAAUCUCCUCAGGAUUGGCAUUUGUGGUACACAUAUUUGUGUGUUGGCUUUUUGUGUAUGUUCUUAAACUUGGAGUCAUAGGGACCAUCGCUACUGCUAAUGUGUCAUGGUGGCUCAAUGUCUUCAUCUUAUUUACAUACACCACUUGUGGCGGUUGUCCGCUCACUUGGACCGGUUUCUCCGUCGAAGCUUUCACUAGACUAUGGGAGUUCACUAAGCUCUCUGCAUCCUCUGGAAUCAUGCUUUGCUUGGAGAAUUGGUAUUAUAGGAUUUUAAUUGUGAUGACAGGAAAUCUCCAGGACGCAAAAAUUGCUGUCGACUCUAUGUCUAUAUGCAUGUUGAUAAAUGGUCUGGAGACGAUGAUUCCACUUGCUUUUUUCGCGGGGACCAGUGUACGAGUAGCGAAUGAAUUAGGAGCAGGAAACGGGGGAAAAGCAAGGUUUGCAAUGAUCAUAUCAGUGAUACAAUCGUUAAUCAUCGGAAUAAUCCUAUCUGUGCUCGUAGUCUUUCUUCAUAAUCAAAUCGGUUGGAUCUUCUCUUCAAGCGAAGCUGUUAUAAAAGCAGUGAAUAACCUUUCUAUUCUUUUAGCGUUUACGAUUCUUCUCAACAGCGUCUAUCCCGUUCUUUCCGGUGCUGCGGUUGGUUCGGGUUGGCAGUCAGUAGUGGCAUACAUUAAUCUAGGAUGCUACUAUUUCAUUGGACUUCCACUUGGAUUUGUCAUGGGUUGGGUUUUCAACACCGGUGUCAAGGGUAUUUGGGCUGGUAUGAUAUUCGGAGGAACCGCUAUUCAGACGUUUAUAUUGAUUUUUAUUACUAUGAGAUGUGACUGGGAGAAUGAGGCACAAAAAGCAAGCAUGCGCGUUAAAAAUUGGCAGGUCUCUGAUGCAAGAAAAUGAAAGUGAAAUCUUAAAUGUUCCAUAAUAUUGUCUCUGGAGCAUAUGUUUUGAAAUAAGUGACUAAGCCCAAUACAUAUUGUAUCAUGUCAAUCACAUAAACAAAUGAUCGAAGGCCACAGCUGGAGCAAUGACCGAUUUGUUUUCUUUAUGAAUGUUUUAUAACAGAAUAGGAAAUUAAGUA